Messenger RNA from Cheilinus undulatus (humphead wrasse), 3337 nucleotides. RefSeq names its product aryl hydrocarbon receptor 1b (gene ahr1b). Gene Ontology annotation, biological process: regulation of transcription by RNA polymerase II. The record is from RefSeq and is a predicted model, not a curated record. The transcript has 11 exons. Gene Ontology annotation, molecular function: transcription cis-regulatory region binding; nuclear receptor activity; protein dimerization activity. NCBI's taxonomy places the organism in Eukaryota, Metazoa, Chordata, Actinopteri, Labriformes, Labridae. The coding region runs from base 514 to 3267 and encodes 917 amino acids. Gene Ontology annotation, cellular component: nucleus; aryl hydrocarbon receptor complex.
CGAAGUCCGAGAGAAGAGAGGAGGACAAUUUAACUUUUUAAUUUUUCAUUUCUUACGGUUUUUGUGUGAAUAUCGUCCCCAUGAUGUGAGUUUUAACCGUCUCUUUUUUUUUUUCAAAUUCCACUCGGCAUGUAAGCGCCAUGGACGGGAUAACCGAAGAACCGUUACUCAUGAUGUUCUACUUCGACAGGGAGCUUUAGUGCGUCAAUUUAACGGUAAUUUCAAACAGUUAAACGAUGUUUCGAUAGAUAUGGCGUCUGUUUUUACCCUCCUUUUCAUCCCCGGAAUAACUGUUGAUAACUGAACGAGAUAGAGACUAACGAAAGGGUGUUUUUGUAUUUAACGUUAAAGCAGAGUCCAGAGUGUCAGUUAAUGAAAUCACAUGCUGCUGAGCCUGAGAGGAGGAGAGCUCUUCUUACUGGUUACCAACGGACAACUUCAACUGGUUACCACUGUCUCCUGCUGGGACCAGUUUAUGGCUUUCCUCCACAUUCACUGUGAAUAGAUAACAACAUGUAUGCAGGACGAAAGAGGAGAAAACCAGCGCAGAAGGGGCUUAAACCAGCCCCACUUGAAGGCGCCAAGUCCAACCCGUCCAAACGCCACCGGGACCGUCUGAACUCGGAGCUGGACCGGCUCGCCAGCCUGCUGCCCUUCCCUGAAGAUGUCAUCUCCAGCCUGGACAAACUGUCCAUCCUGAGGCUCAGCGUCAGCUUCCUUCGCACCAAGAGCUUCUUCUCAGUGGCGCUGAAAAACCGACUGUCCAACGGCAUCAACAAGAGCAGCGAUCACAGCGAUGACAGCCCAACAUCAGGAUCUGUGGAUGGCUGUGUACCUGAGGGGGAACUGCUGCUUCAGGCUCUAAACGGCUUCGUCCUGGUGGUGACAGCCGAGGGAAUCAUCUUCUUCUGCUCUCACACCAUCCAGGAUUACCUCGGCUUUCACCAGACUGAUGUGAUGCACCAGAGUGUGUUUGAGCUGAUCCACACUGAAGACCAGCAGGAGUUCAGGAGGAACCUGCACUGGGCCCUCAACCCCCCUGCUGGGCUGGAACCCCCGAUGGAUUCUUCAACAGAUGGUGAGUCGAUGUCGACCUCUUCCUGCCUGGUGAGCUACAACCCGGACCAGCUUCCACCUGAGAACUCAUCCUUCCUGGAGAGAGGCUUUGUGUGCCGCUUCCGCUGUCUGUUGGACAACUCUUCAGGCUUCCUGGCUCUGAACAUCCAGGGUCGGCUAAAGUUCCUCCACGGUCAAAGCGGUCAACAAUGUGACAACGAUGGGACUUCUCCGCCUCAGCUCGCCCUUUUCGCCAUCGCCACACCCCUCCAGCCCCCAGCCAUCCUAGAAAUCAGGACCAGGAACAUGAUCUUUAGGACCAAACACAAGCUGGACUUCACACCCAUGGCCUGUGAUGCAAAGGGUAAAAUUGUUCUGGGCUACACUGAGGCAGAGCUGAGAGUUCGUGGCUCAGGCUACCAGUUCAUCCAUGCUGCCGACAUGCUGUACUGUGCUGAAAACCACAUCAGAAUGAUAAAGACGGGCGAGAGCGGACUCACAGUCUUCAGGCUGCUCACCAAGGACAACAGAUGGAAGUGGGUCCAGGCCAACGCCAGGCUCGUCUACAAAAACGGGAAGCCGGACUACAUCAUUGCUACCCAGAGGCCUUUAGUAGACGAGGAGGGAGGGGAACACCUGAGGAAGCGAUCGAUGCACCUUCCCUUCACCUUCGCCACCGGGGAGGCGCUGCUCUACCAGACUGGCUAUCCCUUGCACGGCUUCUCUGACUCCACCCAGAGCAAAAGUAAAGGCAGCAAGUCAAAGAAGGGCAAAGCAGACAAGAGCUCCUCUGAUGAGCUGGACCCCAAGUCCCUGUUGGGGGCGCUGAUGAGCCAGGACGAGUCUGUGUAUGUCUGCCAGCCGGACGUAGAACCUAAGAUGUCCUUCCACAGUAGCAUUUUCAGCGAGCAGCAAGGGGAGGGUGAUGUUUUAGGUGGGAUGUUAAAUAGUGAUAACUGGAGUGUUGUCUCUAACGGGGAGAUGGAGAGGUGUAACAACAAAUCAAAUAGUUUUGAUCCACUGCUCGCCACUCUGGACUCCUUGUCUCUGGAGGGAGAGGAGACAUGCUCAAACAACGAGCUCUUUAACGCCCUGGAAACCCUCGGCCUUAAUGCUGAGGACCUAGAACUAUUACUGCUGGAUGAGAGGAUGAUCCAGGUGGAGCUGGACCCCAACCACAUCCCAUCUCUUAAUGACCUCCUUACCAACAAUGAAAUCCUCUCCUACAUCCAUGACUCCCUGGAAAAUGGGACCAGCGAGGAGACACAAAGAGACAGACAGCCAGACUCAUCCCACAGCGUCCUCACACCCUCUCAGUCCGUCCCUCCAGCUCCUCCCAGCAGCAGGACGCCCAUUACCUCGCUGUCACAGCAGAUGCAGCAGCACAUGAAUACAGGGGAAUUAGUUAAAACUCAGAAAAGGCAGACUCAGUCUGUCUCGACGCCAGGAGAAGCUUCGACUGGUGUCCCCAAGGGCCAGUGGAUGACAGAGAACCAGCAUCACCCAAACAACCACACCCAUCAUCAUCCUGCAUUUAAAGCCUCACAGCUUAACGGUGAACAUAAACACCUUCUAGACUUCAGUCAGCAAUGGCAGCUUCAGCAGGACCAGAUCCAGUCCCAGCAGCAGUUAAACAGCCAGAGCUUUUUGCUGCCUGGCUUCCAGAAUCAUCUUGGACUAAAUGGAUCCUACACCCCAAAUGGACACUCAGCCUUUGCACAAAACGUGGAGGUCAGCUACACAAGUUACAACAUCUCAAACACACAUCAUCUGGGUGGUGCACUACCAAACGGUGUCACCACACCAGACUUUACCCACUACCAGGCGGCCAACACGCAGCCCUACGAGCUGCAGGCUCAGCAGAAACACCAGCAGCAGAUGAUGCUGCAGCAGACUCAGGUUCCUCCAUCCUGUUUAUCCCAGGGUCCCAGUCAGAGCUCUACACUGGAGCUGGAGCAGUUACUGGGUCUGUCACAGCCACAGCACAGUCUGCCAUCAUUAGAGGCCUACAGCAUGUUCAACAACACGACACAAGAGUCCGCCCACAGCAAGUUGGAGAAUGGUUGCUUUCUCAGUACCACCAAUGCAGCGUACAUCCGGACGUGUCUGAUGCCCAAUGGGAAUGCCGUUGUCUCUGGAGACAUCCCGGUCUCCUGCCCAGAAGGACUCCCAGCCCUGCAGGACCCUCAGAAAUCUGGAUUUUUCCUCUGAAAGAACUACAGCUAUGUUAGAAGGAAGGUUGAGAAGAGAUGAGAAGGUACAGGUGGAAAAAAGCAAGAAC